Molecule: messenger RNA, 3145 nt
Organism: Durio zibethinus
Lineage: Eukaryota; Viridiplantae; Streptophyta; Magnoliopsida; Malvales; Malvaceae
Product: Pentatricopeptide repeat (PPR) superfamily protein
Molecular function (GO): protein binding
Source: RefSeq, a predicted model, not a curated record
AGCCCAAUUUCUGUAAUAUGUUGAGCUAAACGUAGUUCUUAUUUCCCAAGUCCAGAAACAGAAACAAAAGAAUGCAGUAAUCAUAAUUACAUUUAAAAAGGUGUUUAGGGUAUACUGGUUAAACCUUGUCAGAGAAGCCAGCUGGAGGCAGCGACGUCAUCUAGCGAUCCGCGAGGUUGGAGUUACGUUGUCGGUUUCACACUUUGUUUAGCUUAGCAAUCAGCACUUGAUCGUAAAGGUCAUCAAAGUCCAGAGACAAGCAAACACCAGAACACUGGACUGUUACAUGGGAACAGCAAAGCUCACACAAGCACUUCUCAAAAACACAAAAAAUCCAAAGCUAGCAUGGCAACUCUUCAAGCGCAUUCAAUCAUCACCCACUAAUCCUUCCCUUCUUCCUUCAGUACCCACCAUUGGCCGUAUCCUUCUUCGUUCCAAAAUGCUGCCAGAAAUUGACCAUCUUCACCUCCUUCUCUUAUCCUCACAACCUCAACAAAAUUCUCUUGCUUCGCUUAUUUCCCUUGUCAAACUCUUAGCUAAAUCAGGUUUCUUUGAUAAAGCUUUUUCCCAGUUCCAGUCCAUUAGAACAAAAUUCCCACAAUACACACCUUCUAUUUGUCUGUACAAUGCCCUCUUUGAAUAUUGUAUCAAAGAAAGACGUUCAGAUUGUGUGCUUUGGUUGUAUAAAGAUAUGGUAAUUGCCGGUGUUUCUCCACAGACGUAUACUUUUAAUCUUUUAAUUUGUGGGCUAUGUGAUUUAGGUUAUUUGGAGGACGCCAGAAAGUUGUUUGAUAAAAUGUCUGACAAAGGUUGCGUGCCGAAUGAAUUUAGUUUUGGUAUUUUGGUUCGUGGGUAUUGUAGAUUUGGCCUUGCUAAUAAAGGGUUGGAGCUUUUAGAUGAGAUGAGGAGAUUCGGGUUUUUGCCAAAUAGAGUUGUGUAUAAUACUUUGAUUUCGAGCUUUUGUAAGGAAGGUAAAACUGAUGAUGCGGAAAAAUUAGUAGAAAGAAUGAGAUGGGAUGGUUUGUUUCCAGAUGUCGUGACAUUCAAUUCUAGAAUUUCGGGCCUUUGUAGAGCAGGUAACAUUCUUGAAGCAUCAAGGAUUUUUAGGGAUAUGCAAAUAGAUGAAGAAUUGGGGCUUCCUCGGCCGAAUGCUAUAACCUAUAAUCUAAUGCUUGAGGGGUUUUGUAAGCAAGGGAUGCUGGAGGAAGCAAAGACCUUGGUUGAUUCCAUGGAAAAAAAUGGUGAUUGGAUGAAUUUAGAGAGUUAUAAUAUUUGGUUGUUGGGGUUGCUAAGGAAUGGAAAGUUAAUUGAGGCUCAAUUAGUACUUAAAGACAUGGUUAAUAAGGGUGUGGAACCCAAUAUUUACUCAUAUAACAUUGUGAUGGAUGGGCUAUGCAGGAAUGGGAUGCUUUCUGAUGCAAGAAUAGUGAUGGGUUUUAUUCUAAGGAGUGGUCUUUCUCCUGAUACAGUAACUUAUAGCACUUUACUGCAUGGUUACUGUCGUAAAGGCAAGUUAUAUGAAGCUAAUGAUGUUCUACAUGAGAUGAUGAGAUAUGGUUGUUUACCUAAUACUUAUACGUGCAAUAUUUUGCUGCAUAGCCUAUGGAAAGAGGGUAAAAUAUCAGAGGCAGAACAGUUAUUGCAAAUGAUGAACGAAAAAGGAUAUGAUGUGGAUGCUGUGACCUGCAAUGUUGUAAUUGAUGGUUUGUGCAAAAGUGGGAAAUUGGAAAAAGCUAUGGAAAUUGCAAAUGAGAUGUGGACACAAGGAGGUGCUGCUGUAGGUAACCUAGGAAACUCAUUUAUUGGCCUAGUUGAUGAUGUUGGCAGCAGCAAGAGAUGUCUUCCUGACUUAGUUACAUAUUCAAUCAUAAUUAGUGCUCUAUGCAAGGCUGGAAGGAUAGAUGAAGCUAAAAAGAAAUUCAAAGAGAUGCUGGGUAAAAGCUUGCAACCUGAUUCAGUUAUUUUUGAUACUUUCAUCCAUAUUUUCUGUAAAGAAGGAAAGAUAUCAUCUGCAUUUCGAGUUCUCAAGGACAUGGAGAAAAAAGGAUGCAAUAAGAGCCUACAAACUUAUAAUUCACUGAUACUUGGCUUAGGAAGUAAAAAUCAAAUAUUUGAAAUUUAUGGACUUGUGGAUGAGAUGAGAGAAAGAGGGAUUACUCCUAAUGUUUGCACAUACAAUAAUAUUAUUCAGUCGCUUUGCAAAAAUGGGAAAAUCCAAGACACCACUUCAAUCUUGGAUGAAAUGCUGCAAAUGGGUAUAAACCCUAAUAUUUCUUCCUUCAGGAUAUUAAUAGAAGCUUUCUGCAAGGCAUGUGAUUUUGGAGUAGCGAAGGAGUUAUUUGAGAUUGCUCUUAGUAUAUGUGGCCACAAGGAAGCCUUUUAUAGUUUAAUGUUCAAUGAGUUGCUUGUUGGAGAGCAAGUCUCAGAAGCUAAAGUGGUUUUUGAAGCUGCGUUAGAUAGAUCUUUUCAUCUGGGUGGCUUCCUUUAUAAGGAUCUCAUUGAAAAACUUUGUAAAGAUGGAAAGUUAGAGGAAGCUAGUGGUAUUUUACAAAAGUUGAUCAUAAAAGGAUAUAAAUUUGAUCCUGCAUCAUUCAUGCCGGUGGUUGAUGGCUUGGGUAAAAGAGGAAACAAGCAUGAGGCUGAUGACCUUGCAAAGAAGAUGUUGGAGAUGGCUUCAGAUGGUAGAGUGGCAAAUAAGAUAUAUCGAAGUGUAAGGGAAUCAAUCGAUAGGAAAGAAACAAAGUAUGGUGGAGACGACUGGCAAAGAAUAGUGCACAGAGAUGAUGGCAGUGGAAUCGCUUUGAAAGCUCUUAAGCGAGUACAGAAAGGCUGGGGUCAGGGAAGUUUAUCAAGUUUGCAGCCCCAGAAAACUGAGUUUCUUGAUUACUGGUGAAGCUGGUGGUUUACUGGGGAAGGUUUGCCAUUUUAUAAGAGAGAUUUUAUAAUGCAUGACUACAUUGGAUAAGAUUUCAGACAUCUCCGUUUGGCAACUGAUGUAGGGAUCUGUACAGUGUACUACAAAAAAAAAAAAAGAAGUGAACCUAUUAUUAGUAUGUGAUUAGUGCCUAAAACAGAAAUUCAAAGUAACCCUGUAAGGAUAUUGUAAAAUAAAUGAGAAAUCUCAGUGUCAUUGUAGUUUUACUCA